This is a messenger RNA of Bactrocera tryoni, 7665 nucleotides long. RefSeq lists its product as uncharacterized. Bases 452 to 7486 code for a protein of 2344 amino acids. Gene Ontology annotation, molecular function: nucleic acid binding; aspartic-type endopeptidase activity. The record is from RefSeq and is a predicted model, not a curated record. NCBI's taxonomy places the organism in Eukaryota, Metazoa, Arthropoda, Insecta, Diptera, Tephritidae. Gene Ontology annotation, biological process: DNA integration; proteolysis. The transcript has a single exon.
GAAUGAAAGAUUUCUCACUCAACAAAACAUUGUUUUGAAUUCCCCCCACCAGAGGUAAGGUUUACAAAAAGGCUUUGUUGAGAUUUAAAUAUUUGGUCCAUCGAGUCUAAAAAAGAGCUCAGCCAAAUUAAAAAGCCCUGAUAUUAUUAAAAAUACAGGCAAAUAAAGUAAAGUAAGCCCUGCUAUUUAUGAAAAUACAGGCAAAAUAAAAAACAAAUAAAACAUUGAGAAGAAAUUAUAAGACGGGUCAAUAUUCCCGCGUAUUUAUAUAAUCACAUAAGCCGUUUUAGUAGGAAACUAAACGCUGUGUUAAAAACUGUAUUCAAAAAAAAAUAGUCAGCGGCUGUGAAUCGAGGCACAGCAAGGUCAACCGGGCGACCAAAACAAUUACCUCCAGCGAUUUUUUUUGAAGAAAAAGUACAGUUUAGUAAAAAAAAAAUAUUAAUUAAAAAUGUCGAACACUGCGGACAUGUUGCAACGUCAAAUGGUGCUGCAAAGUGAAAUUUCAGCACGCUGCGAUCAAAAUAAAUUAGAGGAUGUUAAGGUGCUAUGGAGCGAAUUCCACAGCAACCAUGUAAACUUGGCAGGGAAAGUAGCGCCGAAUCAUGAGUACUUCGCCAAAAAUGUGUACGAAAAAUUGCGGCAGAAAUGCGAAGCUGCACAUAGUAGAGCUGAGGAGCUCAAAAUGGAACGUGCAACCCAAGAGACGGAGAUAGGAGCAAGGGCAAUAAGCCCAACAAAUAAAAUGAUAGACGAUAUAGAGCAGGCAAUUGAAAGAAGAUCGGAAAGAAUUCGAUCUACAAUUGCAGAGGUAAAGAUAAAAGCAAAUACUGGAGACGAAACUGACAUCGAAUUUUACGAAAACCGUCUCAAGGUUUUAUGGAGCUACAUGGAGAAAAAUAUCGACGAAUUGACGAUGAAGUACAACAAGCCAUGUAAUAUUUUAGAAUUAGAAGAUCUUUCCUUUGAAGUCACCGAUACUUUGCGGGUAUUAAAAAAACAAAAGGAAAUGAACUUGGAAAUCAACUUAAAAAAAACGGAAAAAUUGGAAUUACCAAAAAUAGAACUGCAAAAAUUCUCAGGCGAAUUCCGAGAAUGGCAACAAUUCAAAGAGCUCUUCGAGGAAUAUGUCCAUAAUAAUGAGGACAUUAGUGACUCCAAAAAGAUGAGUUAUUUAAAAUCUUGUCUGCAAGGAGAUGCUAAACUGAUGGUUAGUCACCUGAUAACGGGAUCAGGUGCAAAUUACAACACUGCUUGGGAAUUACUGGCACGCAGAUAUGAUAACGUGCGCAAACAAUUUAAUGACAAUAUUGAAAGGCUAGUAGAAAUACCACAACUGACGGAUGAGUCAGCAUACAAAAUGAAAAAAUUCCUAGAUGUAACAAAUGAAUGCAUCAGUAUAAUAAGGAAUAAAGGAACGUUGGAGGAAGUGUUAGCACAGCUAGUGUUGAGAAAAUUUUCUAAACAGCUACUUCGAGAAUAUGAAAACACCGUUCGCAAACCGACUGAAAUUCAAGAUUUGUCGGAAGUAAUUUCAUUUUUGGAACAUCAAUACAGUACCCAGAACGCUAUGCAAGAAUCGCAAAGAUAUCUAUCUCGAGGAAUAAACUUGCAACAACAGAACCAAUGUUAUAACUCCACAACAGAAACAAAGAAACCAUCAGGAAGGACAAGUUUUCGUCAAAGUUGUAAAGGUUGCCAAAUGCAAGGACAUGACAUACUUCGAUGCGAUAAAUUCCAAAAAUUAAAUGUCGAACGUCGGUUAGAAGUAGUGCGCAAACAUCAAUUAUGCUUUAAAUGCUUAGGACAACACACAUCAAAAAGUUGUUUCAGGACUUGGAAAUGUAUGGUAUGCGAUAAAUCACACAAUACCUUACUACAUGAAGACAAACCAAGUCAAAAAAUAUCAUCAAAUAUGGCUAAACAGAAAGGAGAAGACACAUUUUUAGCGACAGCAAUAAUAAAAGUGGUAACGCCAAAAGGAGAGUUGGAUUUAAGAGCCUUGAUUGAUAGUGGUUCUCAAAAAACUCUAAUUUCUGAAGAAGGAGUUCAGAUGUUAGGGUUACCGAAAAUAAAGGUAACCACCGAAAUAAGCGGCGUCUCAGCGGAAUGCGUGGAAGUUUCACGGCAUAAAGUACGACUGGAAAUAAAACCCAGAUUUAAUAGCAAGUUUAUAGCAGAAACGGAAGCUCUAGUGUUAUCUAAACUGCAUAAAGCACUUCCAAUAAACAAAUUUGAAAAGAAGGCGUAUAUAUGGAAGAAUAAAAUACUAGCGGAUCCGAAUUUCAACAAACCAAGUCGCAUUGAUGUAGUAAUUGGAGCUGAUUUGUACCCAAAAAUAAUGAAAAAAGGUAUAAUUAAAGCUGAUGGAUUACUAGGUCAAGCUACAAUGCUGGGUUGGAUUGUCUCUGGUAAUAUUGAAAGAUCCAGAAGCAAAGAAGUAGUAGCAGCUAUGACAACAUUUAAACUAGAUGAUUUAGAAAGAUUCUGGGAGAUGGAAAAGGAUGAAGAGGAGCCUACUCCAGAAGAUGCAAUAUGUGAAGAAAAUUAUAUUCAGACGACAACACGUGAUUCAAUAGACGGGAGAUUUAGAGUAGCCAUUCCAUUUAAAAAGGUGAAAGAGCUUGGAGAAUCUAGAAAGACAGCAGUUGCACGGCUGAUGAGUAUGGAAAGGAAAUUUGAUGCAAGAAAAGAUCUAAAAGACGACUACACAAAUUUCAUGCGGGAGUAUCAAAAGAUGGGACAUAUGAAGGAAGUUGAAAAGAUGGGUCAAGGUAAAUAUUACUUGCCCCAUCAAGCUGUAAUUAAAAAAGAAAGCACCACAACAAAACUAAGAGUAGUAUUUGACGCUUCGGCAAAAACUACAAAUGGUCACAGUUUAAAUGACGUAAUGCUAAUCGGACCAAGAUUACAAAAAGAUAUUGUAGAUAUCAUUGUAAAGUGGCGUAUGUGGCGUUAUGUAAUGAGCGCUGAUGUCGAAAAGAUGUAUCGGCAAAUAAAAAUCAGAGAGGAAGAUCAAGAAUACCAGUACAUUGUAUGGAGAGAAAAUCCACAGGAGAAAAUAAAAGAAUUCAAACUUACAACAGUUACAUAUGGUACAGCAGCAGCACCAUUUUUAGCAGUGAGAACAUUACAAGAGAUUGGUAACAUUUACUGCAAAGACAAUAAAAACGUGCAUGACGUCAUUAAUAACGAUUUUUAUAUGGACGAUCUCAUGACAGGCGGUCAUACUAUUCAGGAAUGUAAAGAAUUACGAGAGAAAUUGAUACAAGCUUUACAGAGUGCAGGAUUUCAUUUAAGAAAAUGGUUAUCAAAUAGUCCCGAAAUAAUUGAUAAUCUUAAACGGGAAGAUAAUGAAAUUGUUCAAAUCGAAGAAACGGAUUCAGUGAAGACAUUGGGGUUGCAAUGGGAACCAAAACGUGACUUAUUUAAGUUUAAAGCAGCAGCUCAACAGAUAAAACAAAUUACAAAACGGUCAAUACUAUCACAAUUGGCAAAAAUAUUUGAUCCGCUUGGUUGGCUUGCACCAGUAACAAUUGUUGGUAGAUGUUUUAUGCAAAAACUUUGGUCAACGGGUGGAUCUUGGGACGAGCCGUUAAACAAAGAAAUAGAAGAAGAGUGGCUGAAAUUUGCUAAACAAUUAGAUAUGUUAGAUAAAAUAACUAUUCCACGCUGGAUUGGUACAUAUAAUAACAUUAGUUUGGAAUUGCAUGCGUUUGGAGACGCAUCUGACAAAGCAUAUGCAGCAGUAAUUUAUGCAAAAGUGGGCCAGCAAGUAACACUGUUGCUUGCCAAAAGCAAAGUAAACCCUAUUAAAAAUAGGAAAACAAUACCCAAAUUGGAACUUUGCGGUGCACAUCUAUUGGCUAAAAUAUUAAAAAGAACCAAGAAGACAUUGAACUUACAGUGUAAAAUCUAUGCAUGGAGUGAUUCGAUGGUUACAUUGGCAUGGAUUCAAAACAAAAACAACAAAGAGAAGUUUGUACGCACCAGGGUAAACGAUAUAAAUGAGAUGAUUCCAGAAGCUGAAUGGAGGUACGUCAAAUCAAGUGAAAAUCCAGCAGAUAUUGCAUCAAGAGGGACAUCACCUGAAAAAUUACUACAACACAGUUUAUGGUGGCAAGGACCAUCAUGGCUUCAAUUAAAUACAAAUCAUUGGCCGAUAAGAGUAGAAGAAAAAAUAGUUACUACAACUACAAUAACGGAGGAGAAAAAUUUCUCCUCGAUGCUACAAAAAUUUUCAGACCUUGGAAAACUAAUUAGAGUGAUGGCUUACGUGAUGCGAUUCAUAAAUAAACUUCGAAGAAAAAGGAUAACAACAGAUUAUUUAACAGUAGACGAGCUGCAAUUGGCAAAGAAGAAAGUAAUUAAAAUACAACAAAAUUUAAAUUUUUAUGAUGAAAUACGACAAUUAAGAAACGGCAAGGUGUUGGACAGAAAAAACAAAUUAUCAACAUUAUAUCCUUUUGUAGAUGAAGAUGGCAUAUUAAGAGUAGGAGGAAGACUGCAAAAUUCUGAAAUCUCUUAUAACACUAAACAUCCCAUCAUACUUACAAAUUGUGAUUUAGCAAAGUUAAUCAUCCAGGAAGCACACAAGACAACAUUACAUGGUGGUAUUAAUUUAAUGAGAACACACAUCAGAAAUGAGUAUUGGAUCAUUCGCAUAAGGAGUCAACUAAAACAGUAUGUGAGAAAGUGUGUACGUUGUGCUCGAUAUAACCAAGAAGUGAUGACACAAUUAAUGGGAAAUUUACCACCAUGCCGAGUUUUACCCAGCCAUCCAUUUAAUAAUGUCGGAGUGGAUUAUGCUGGGCCGUUUCAAAUACGUUGCUCAAAAGGUAGAGGCCAAAAAUCAUACAAAGGAUAUAUUGCUGUCUUUGUAUGCAUGGCGACGAAAGCAAUUCAUCUUGAAGCCGUAAGUGAUUUAUCAACGGAAGCGUUUUUAGCUGCACUGCGACGUUUCUUUGCAAGAAGAGGAAAAAGUACCAACAUAUAUUCAGAUAAUGGUACAAACUUUGUUGGAGCAGCAAAAAUUUUGGACAAAGAUUUAAAACUGGCCAUUACAAAUAAUAGAGUUAUUGCACCAAUAAUGGAAAAAGAAGGAAUAAAGUGGCAUUUUAUUCCCCCGGCAAGUCCUCAUUUUGGAGGAGUUUGGGAAGCAGGUGUUAAAUCUAUGAAACACCAUCUUAAGCGUAUCAUAGGAGAUAACACUCUUACAUAUGAAGAGUUAACUACACUGUUAACACAAAUUGAAGCCGUUUUAAAUUCACGCCCACUGUAUACAACUGGAGAAGGUUAUGAAAACGACAGUAUACUUACUCCAGGGCAUUUUCUAAUUGGAAGACCUUUAUUGAGUGCACCAGAACCAUCUCAAGAAAGAAAUUUGUCGACAUUAGAUAGAUGGAAUUUUCUUCAAAAAAUGAAAUGCCAAUUUUGGAAGAUCUGGAAAGAGGAAUAUUUACAUACAUUACAACAAAGGUAUAAAUGGAAGCAACCGAUGAACAACAUCAAAGAAGGACAAAUUGUUUUGAUAAGAAACGAGACUUCUCAUCCAGCUAAAUGGCCGAUAGGAAAAAUUACUGAAAGGCAUAAAGGAUCUGAUGGAAUGGUGAGAGUUGUAACUAUUAAGACGCAAGAUAGUACAGUGAAAAGGCCUAUCAAUAAAAUAUGUCCACUUUACUCCGAAGAAGAAGAGAAAAGUGUCGAACAAGAAAAGAGAAAAUCCUAUAGAAGCAAGAGAAUAAACACUAUUUCAAUAGUAACUUGCAUGCUUUUAUUAAUGCAAACAGCAGCAGCAACAAUGACUAGUGGAGAUAUUCAAAUAAAUGAGAUACCAAGCAAAAGUGCAAUAUAUCUCGAAAAAAUUGGUAUGAUCGAUAUAGAGAUGUCUACGUGGAAUUUGGUGGUGUAUUACAACAUGGAGCCUUAUUUCAACCAGAUAAAAGGAAUAGCUGACUAUAUCGGAAGACUGAAAAAACAGUGUCAUCUACUCACCAACUUCGAAUCAAGCUGUGAAAUGAUGAAUUCAGCACUGGAAAAACGGUUUAAGGCAUUAGAGAUGGAUAAUGACCUUUUGCUACAACCAAAAAGGACACGUCGAGCACCUUUUGAGUUUGUAGGAACUAUUCAUCACAUUCUUUUUGGAACGAUGGAUGCAGAUGAUCGAAAAGAGUUAGAGAAAGACCUAACUAAUUUAUUAGACAACGAGAAGAAUUUAAAACAAUUGAUUCAGAAGCAAACGUCUGUCAUUGAUUCAUCGUUGAACAUUAUGAAGAAAUCGCAAGAAGAAGUGCGAGAAACUUUCAUAAAGAUGAAUGGACAAUUGAAUUUAUUCUACUCAGAAUUAAUAAAAAAUAUCAACGCCGAGAAAAUGGCAUUAAUUUAUCAAAUGAUGGUAACACAACUCAGUAUGACGUUGACAGAAUGUCAAGAUAUUCAAUCGUCAAUUAUCAAUCUGUUAAUUGAUAUUAACCAUGGACAUUUAAAUCCACAACUUUUACAACCAUUUCAAAUGCGCGAAGAAAUAUAUAAAAUUAAAAAUGAGCUAUCGCCAAAGUUAACACUUCUAGGAACCGAAACAAAUGAAAUACUAAAAAAUAUUUAUAAUCUUAUGAGAGGAAAAGGAACUAUAAUGAAUAAUAAGGUAGUGAUCAAAACAACCAUUCCAUUAUUCGCACGUGAGACGUCAACAUUAUAUAGAAUAAUUCCAAUUCCGUUUCAACAUAAUGAGGAAAUGAUGAUACCAAUUAUUAGAGGAAGCUAUUUAAUUUACAAUUUCGGUUUAGAUGCAUACAAUUUAAUGCAACAAACGGAAUUGGAUAAAUGUGAAACAAGUCUGGAGAACCAUUACACAUGUAAAGGAAGCUGGCCAUGGAAACCAUCAUCAGACCAGUCAUGUGAAAUCUCGGUAUUACGUGGCAUGGCAACAAAGAACUGUCUCUUCAAAAAGGGUCAUUGGACUAGCUAUUGGAUAAAGCUUCAAAGUGGUAAUAGUUGGCUUUACAACAUUUUUUCAAAUGGAACUAUAGAUGUAGAAUGCAGUAAAUUAAAAGAAUUUUUCAACAUACCAUCGAAAGGAAUAAUGAAAUUAGGAGAAGGAUGCACUGGACGUUAUAAAGGAGUUAUUCUAACAGCUCCACAGCAAUAUUACACGCAAAUAUUAAUUGAGGCACCUAUGAAUCAACCAAUGAUGGAAAUAAAUGAAUUAUCUAUCCCUCAAGUAAUUGCUCAACCAGAGACCUUAACUACAAGUUUAAAAGACAUCAAAGAAUUGCAAGUCAUAGUGAAGCAACUCAAGAAAGAAAACAUAAAAUUAAAAGAAAUAAAAAUACAUCAUGUUACCGGACACAUAUCAUUGCUAUUAUUUAUAAUCGGCGUGCUAGCAGCAAUCUAUAUUUACUAUCGAUUGAAAACCAGGCGACGACUACAAGCUGCAAUCAAUUUCCCUGAAGUCACUUUUGCCGCCCGGGAGAAUGUUCAAAAUUGAACAUGUUCGUUGCUGCCAAAGGACGGACAACAACAUUAUAUUUAAAAACGUUUAUAUAUUAUUAAAUCUUACUAUUGAUACAGUCCACUAUUAUUAGAUAUCUAUGUUCAAAUAUAUUGAACAUACAUGCACAUAAACAUAAACACAUACUAAAAAUGCAUUGUCAUGCAAACCAAUAG